AUGUCGUCCGCUCGAGUUCCACCAUCUCAGCAGCCGGAGUUUUACGGUCCGGACACACCGACGUUCGAUCUGAGCUGGGACUACAACUACGACAGUACGCUGGCUGCUCCACCGAACAAUGUGCCACCCGUCGUGCACAGUGGCGAGAAUCGAAUCAUCACCGCACAACCACAGACUCAGCUUCAGAGUGAACGUGAUGGUGUCAACCUACGAAUAGUACCGCCCCAAUCGGGUGAUCAUAUACAAUCCAUCAACAGUCCGUUCCUGACGCCCUUCUCACCCCGUGCCGGGCUAGACUUUCUGUAUGGGCUCCCGUCCGUGUUUAUACAACAGAGUUAUGAGCUUAAUGAAUUACUAUCGGGCGUUUCAUCGGACAAUCGGUUUACAAUAAGAGGACCGUCGAACGAAGCACUUUACGGUGCGUCGGAAACGUCCGACCCGAAGGACCGUUUCUGGGGCUCACUGCGCCCGUUCAGUCUAACGCUGGUGGACCGCAGCCAUCAGGAGGUGCUGCUGUUUAAGAAAAAUCUCGGCUGCGGUGUGUUCUGUUGCUUCUGCAAGAACCAGUUCCUGGAGGUGUGGGCCAGCCCGGGCGAGCUGAUCGGGUGCAUACAGCAGGACUAUGGCAUACUGUCGCAGGAGAUCAUUCUCAUGAACAGUGAUAUCAACACGAUGUUCCGCAUACCGAUCUCGUUCGUCAAUGCGAUACGGAUGCCGAAGGAGACACACUUCCGGGUGCUGGACCGCGAUCGGAUGACGCAGAAGGGUACGAUCACACGCGCGUGGAACGUGAAUACGGCGAGCUACACAAACAACGUCUACUAUUCCGAUCCGACGAUGGACGUUAAGUUUAAGUCGCUUUUCAUAGCGGCAGCCUUCAUGUUGGAAUAUCUAUACUUUCAAUCAAAUUGCUGUUAA
This is a messenger RNA of Anopheles marshallii, 918 nucleotides long. Its product is annotated as phospholipid scramblase 1. Gene Ontology annotation, molecular function: phospholipid scramblase activity. Gene Ontology annotation, biological process: plasma membrane phospholipid scrambling. Lineage: Eukaryota; Metazoa; Arthropoda; Insecta; Diptera; Culicidae. The coding region runs from base 1 to 918 and encodes 305 amino acids. Gene Ontology annotation, cellular component: plasma membrane. The transcript is spliced from 5 exons. The record is from RefSeq and is a predicted model, not a curated record.